AAUCCAGGUGCCCCCACACCUCUUUCCCUCCAACUUGACUUCAUACAAGUCAUGCCCCUGCUCCAAAAUCUUGGGUAGCUGCCCAUGACCUGUCACCAAACUGAGACUUGAUCCUGCCCAGAAGAGGGGCACACCCUCUGACAAUCCAGAAGGGGACUGCGCCAGAUCGUCCCACUUUAGGGAAGAGGACACAGAAGUCCACCAUGCUUGAGUCAUCUUAAGAUCUCAUGGCUGGCAAGUGGCAAAGCAGGCAUUCAAACUGGACAGCUGGCUUACGGCCACCAUCCCGGUUGCCACACUGGAGGCCCCAAAUGAGAUUCCAUCCCAUUAACAAGGACACUUGAGGCAUGGUAAUAUGCUGCCAGUUCACAUGUCAACAAAGCCCUUCUACUUAAUCAAUGGACUGACUGAAGCAUUUAUUAAUUGCAUAUACAGCCACGGAUAUUUAGAGUGCCCUUAAUACUAUGUCAAAAGCCAGGCGGGAACUACUUUUAUCUUGUCUCAAGAGGUCAGUCUCUAGAAAGUAAAGGAGCUGAGCUUUGAGCUAACUCCAAGUUCUACAGUCUAUGUGCUCUUUCUCUGAGGACCUACUAUGCACUGGGCUGAGAAAGAGAACCGGCAGAUCCGGUAGCUACCGUCAGGGAGGAAACUUGCAGGAGGUUGUGGAGAGGAGCAACAGCUUCCUCCCUAGUUGGGGGCAGUCUUGGCAAAGGGAAGCCUUAGAGAGGUUUAUGUGUGGGGAAGGGUCAGGCAAGGGAGAGGUAAUAGGAGAAUGUGUUGCUGACUCUCCUAAGGGCAAGGCCUGGCUGUGGGGUCGGAGGGGCUAAUGGGCUGCAGAUGGCUUUCUUAGGGGAAGGGGAGCAGCCGAAAUGGGACUGCCCAGGAAAGGUGGCAGGAGGAUGUUGCUGGAAAAGGAAGCAGCUUACAAAGGGGAUUUUAGUCUGAAAGCAGCGGGAGCCCGUUAUUUAUUUUUAUUUUAAAACAUAAUUUUCAAAUCGAUGCAACCCAAAAAGCCUGUUCCUGCUGGCUUUCAACUUUGUGUAAACAAGAGAUUCAGAAGUGUGCAGGGUGUGUCCAUGCAUGUGUACACGUGUGUUUUAGAGACAAAGGGUAAAUGUGGGACCAUCUAGGAGUUUAGAGCAAAGGGUUUCAGAAUGUUAAAGAAAAAAAAAGAAACAAAACAAACAAAAACAAAAACAAAAACAAAAAAUCCCUACUACUCACACUGUAAUUGGGCUUGGGGAUUCAUUUGCUGAAACAUCAGCCACAAGGGUUUCCUACUCCACCUGGAACAGGGAGAAAGGACAAAACAUUUCCUGGGAGUGGUCUAGUGAAGCAGAGGUGAAGGUGGCCCUAGGCUGUUGUGUUCUCUGGUCCCCCAACUUCUGCCGCCAUAAAGCAGAGGUAGUAAAGACUUGCCUUCUUGCUUGGAUUUCGUUAGGGAGUGAGGAAAUAAGCCGGUGAAGGGGGGAGUCUAGGUAGCGAUCCUUAUUGUCCCUGCGAGAGGAAUACCUAAACCAGGCAUUCCUGCGGUCCUGCUUGUCCUGGGCCACUAGAAGCGGAGCUCUGCUCUCAGCAGGAGGGCGGGAGCUACGGGGGCGGGCACUGAGGGGUUCCGCGGCGAUAAAGGGACAGCGUCAGCGAGGAGCGCUGGCCCAGCUAUGCGCGAGGGUCUGAGCAGCGCUUGCGACGCCGCCCGGCCGCGGCUCUGUCGCUUCCUGCGCAGGAUCUUUGGCCCGAAGGUCGCCAGUCGCGUGGGCCCAGCCAGCCCAACAACACAGGAUGACCCUAAGAGUCACAAGCAUCAAAAUGGUUUCCCCCAGUUCCUCACUGGGACUGCACAGAAUGUUCCAGAAUCCCUGGACAAGCUGCAUGUGACUCCAUCGACCCGCCCACAGCACGUGAGGAUCAAAAACUGGGGCAAUGGAGAGAUUUUUCACGACACCCUUCACCACAAGGCCACCUCGGAUAUCUCUUGCAAGUCCAAAUUAUGCAUGGGGUCCAUCAUGAACUCCAAGAGUUUGACCAGAGGACCCAGAGACAAGCCCACCCCAGUGGAGGAGCUUCUGCCUCAAGCCAUUGAAUUCAUUAACCAGUAUUAUGGCUCCUUCAAAGAGGCAAAAAUAGAGGAACAUCUGGCCAGGCUGGAAGCCGUAACAAAGGAAAUAGAAACAACAGGAACCUACCAGCUCACUCUGGAUGAGCUCAUCUUUGCCACCAAGAUGGCCUGGAGGAACGCCCCUCGCUGCAUCGGCAGGAUUCAGUGGUCCAACCUGCAGGUCUUCGAUGCCCGGAGCUGUAGCACUGCAUCAGAAAUGUUCCAGCAUAUCUGCAGACACAUACUUUACGCCACUAACAGUGGCAACAUCAGGUCGGCCAUUACUGUGUUCCCCCAGCGGAGCGAUGGGAAGCAUGACUUCCGGAUCUGGAAUUCCCAGCUCAUCCGGUACGCUGGCUACCAGAUGCCCGAUGGCACCAUCAGAGGGGAUCCUGCCACCUUGGAGUUCACCCAGUUGUGCAUCGACCUGGGCUGGAAGCCCCGCUAUGGCCGCUUCGAUGUGCUGCCUCUGGUCCUGCAGGCUCACGGUCAAGAUCCAGAGGUCUUUGAAAUCCCUCCUGAUCUUGUGCUGGAGGUGACCAUGGAGCAUCCCAAGUACGAGUGGUUCCAGGAGCUCGGGCUGAAGUGGUAUGCGCUGCCUGCCGUGGCCAACAUGCUCCUGGAGGUGGGUGGCCUCGAGUUCCCAGCCUGCCCCUUCAAUGGUUGGUACAUGGGCACCGAGAUUGGAGUCCGAGACUUCUGUGACACACAGCGCUACAACAUCCUGGAGGAAGUGGGCAGGAGGAUGGGCCUGGAGACCCACACACUGGCCUCCCUCUGGAAAGACCGGGCUGUCACCGAGAUCAAUGCAGCUGUGCUCCAUAGUUUUCAGAAGCAGAAUGUGACCAUCAUGGACCACCACACAGCCUCAGAGUCCUUCAUGAAGCACAUGCAGAAUGAGUACCGGGCCCGAGGAGGCUGCCCUGCAGACUGGAUUUGGCUGGUCCCUCCGGUGUCCGGGAGCAUCACCCCUGUGUUCCACCAGGAGAUGUUGAACUACGUCCUAUCUCCAUUCUACUACUACCAGAUCGAGCCCUGGAAGACCCACAUCUGGCAGGAUGAGAAGCUGAGGCCCAGGAGGAGAGAGAUCCGGUUCACAGUCUUGGUGAAAGCGGUGUUCUUUGCUUCUGUGCUAAUGCGGAAGGUCAUGGCUUCCCGCGUCAGAGCCACAGUCCUCUUUGCUACUGAGACAGGAAAGUCGGAAGCGCUAGCCAGGGACCUGGCUGCCUUGUUCAGCUACGCCUUCAACACCAAGGUUGUCUGCAUGGAACAGUAUAAGGCAAACACCUUGGAAGAGGAACAACUACUGCUGGUGGUGACAAGCACAUUUGGCAAUGGAGACUGCCCCAGCAAUGGGCAGACUCUGAAGAAAUCUCUGUUCAUGAUGAAAGAACUCGGGCAUACCUUCAGGUAUGCGGUAUUUGGCCUGGGCUCCAGCAUGUACCCUCAGUUCUGUGCCUUUGCUCAUGACAUCGACCAGAAACUGUCUCACCUGGGAGCCUCCCAGCUUGCCCCAACCGGAGAAGGGGACGAACUCAGCGGGCAGGAGGACGCCUUCCGCAGCUGGGCUGUGCAAACCUUCCGGGCAGCCUGUGAGACGUUCGAUGUUCGAAGCAAACAUUGCAUUCAGAUCCCGAAACGCUACACUUCCAACGCAACAUGGGAGCCAGAGCAGUACAAGCUCACCCAGAGCCCAGAGCCUCUAGACCUCAACAAAGCUCUCAGCAGCAUCCACGCCAAGAACGUGUUCACCAUGAGGCUGAAAUCCCUCCAGAAUCUGCAGAGUGAGAAGUCCAGCCGCACCACCCUCCUUGUUCAACUCACCUUCGAGGGCAGCCGAGGCCCCAGCUACCUACCUGGGGAACACCUGGGGAUUUUCCCAGGCAACCAGACGGGCCUGGUGCAAGGGAUCUUGGAGCGAGUUGUGGAUUGUUCUUCGCCAGACCAAACUGUGUGCCUGGAGGUUCUAGAUGAGAGUGGCAGCUACUGGGUCAAAGACAAGAGGCUUCCCCCCUGCUCACUCAGGCAAGCCCUCACCUACUUCCUGGACAUCACUACCCCUCCCACCCAGCUGCAGCUCCACAAGCUGGCCCGCUUUGCCACGGAAGAGACGCACAGGCAGAGGUUGGAGGCCUUGUGUCAGCCCUCAGAGUACAACGAUUGGAAGUUCAGCAACAACCCCACGUUCCUGGAGGUGCUGGAAGAGUUCCCAUCAUUGCGUGUGCCUGCUGCCUUCCUGCUGUCGCAGCUCCCCAUUCUGAAGCCCCGCUACUACUCCAUCAGCUCCUCCCAGGACCACACCCCCUCGGAGGUCCACCUCACUGUGGCUGUGGUCACCUAUCGCACCCGAGAUGGUCAGGGUCCCCUGCACCAUGGCGUCUGCAGCACUUGGAUCAAUAACCUGAAGCCCGAAGACCCAGUGCCCUGCUUUGUGCGGAGUGUCAGUGGCUUCCAGCUCCCUGAGGACCCCUCCCAGCCCUGCAUCCUCAUUGGGCCCGGUACAGGCAUUGCCCCCUUCCGAAGUUUCUGGCAGCAGCGGCUCCAUGACUCUCAGCACAGAGGGCUCAAAGGAGGCCGCAUGACCUUGGUGUUUGGGUGCAGGCACCCAGAGGAGGACCACCUCUAUCAGGAAGAAAUGCAGGAGAUGGUCCGCAAGGGAGUGUUGUUCCAGGUGCACACAGGCUACUCCCGGCUGCCCGGAAAACCCAAGGUCUACGUUCAAGACAUCCUGCAGAAAGAGCUGGCCGACGAGGUGUUCAGCGUGCUCCACGGGGAGCAGGGCCACCUCUAUGUUUGUGGCGAUGUGCGCAUGGCUCGGGAUGUGGCUACCACUUUGAAGAAGCUGGUGGCCGCCAAGCUGAACUUGAGUGAGGAGCAGGUUGAGGAUUACUUCUUCCAGCUCAAGAGCCAGAAACGUUAUCAUGAGGAUAUCUUCGGUGCGGUCUUUUCCUAUGGAGCAAAAAAGGGCAACACCUUGGAGGAGCCCAAAGGCACAAGACUCUGACACCCAGAAGAGUUACAGCAUCUGGCCCUAAAUAAAAUGACAGUGAGGGGUUUGGAGAGACAGAAGUGCGAUCCCCCCCAAACCCCUCACAUCAUCUCCCCUCCUCUACCCUACCAAGUAGUAUUGUACUAUUGUGGACUACUGAAUCUCUCUCCUCUCCCCCGUCCCCUAUUCUCCCUUCCCUCCCGUUUUCUCUGCCCCUCCCCCACAUUCUCUUUCCUUUGCCUCAUACUUCCUCAGAGCUGAGAGCAGAGGAAAAUGAACCACCCGACUGAAGCACUUUGGGUGACCACCAGGAGGCGCCAUCCCGCUGCUCUAAUAUUUAGCUGCAUUGUGUACAGAUAUUUAUACUUUGUAUUUAAGAAAACAUACCUUCGUCCACUCCCAACGACCGCUUGGCCCUUCCGUGUAUAAUUCCUUGAUGAAGAUAUUUAUAUAAAAUGCAUUUUAUUUUAAUAAAAUGAGUGUUUGAUCAA
Molecule: messenger RNA, 5578 nt
Organism: Rattus norvegicus (Norway rat)
Lineage: Eukaryota; Metazoa; Chordata; Mammalia; Rodentia; Muridae
Source: RefSeq, a predicted model, not a curated record